Durotheca rogersii is the source of this 1613-nucleotide messenger RNA. RefSeq names its product mannan endo-1,6-alpha-mannosidase. Bases 1 to 1374 code for a protein of 457 amino acids. NCBI's taxonomy places the organism in Eukaryota, Fungi, Ascomycota, Sordariomycetes, Xylariales, Xylariaceae. The record is from RefSeq and is a predicted model, not a curated record. Gene Ontology annotation, molecular function: mannan endo-1,6-alpha-mannosidase activity. The transcript has 4 exons. Gene Ontology annotation, biological process: carbohydrate catabolic process; fungal-type cell wall biogenesis.
AUGGUGAGGGUACCGAAUAAACCGCUGCUGGCGGCGCUGGCUCUCGCCGUCGACGGAGUAUAUGGAGCCCUCGUAGCAGAUCUUGAUGAUCCAGCAUCCAUCAAGCAAGCCGCCGCCCAGGUCGCCGAAGACCUUCUCUCCUUCUACCGAGGCGACGAGCCGGGCUGGGUCCCCGGUAUCCUACCCGGUCCCCCCCCCGAUGGCGAUUAUUACUGGUGGCAGGGAGGUGCGCUUUGGGGUACGAUGCUGGACUACCGACACCAUACCGGUGACAACACCUACGAUCCUAUCGUGUUGCAGGCCAUGAUUCACCAAGUCGGCCCCAACGAAGACUUCAUGCCUCCCAACUGGACCGCCUCGAUGGGUAACGACGACCAGGGCUUCUGGGGCAUGUCUGCCAUGCUGGCCACCGAGGUGGGAUUCACAGAUCCAGGCGACGACGAACCGCAAUGGUUGGCCCUGGCACAGGCCGUGUUCAACGAGCAGACGCACGAGGAUCGACGAGUAGCCAGCGGACGAUGCGAGUGGGGUCUCAGAUGGCAGGUCUACCCAUCGAACACCGGAUACAACUACAUCAACACCAUCGCGAACGCUUGCUACUUUAACAUCGCCGCACGGCUAGCACGCUACACGGACAACCAGACCUACGCCGACUACGCGGUCAGAACCUGGGACCUGGUGAAGGAUCUGGGCUACAUAUCGGACGACUGGGACGUUUACGACGGAGCCCAUCUACCCUACUGCAACGACACCAACCGAGCCCAGUUCUCAUACAAUGCCGCCAUGUUGCUGCAGGGUGCUGCGUACCUGUACAACUACACCAAUGGCGCCGAGGAAUGGAAGGUGCGCAUCGACGGCCUCAUCGACCGCAUGAUCGAGGUGUUCUUCCCAGGCGGUGUUGCAUACGAGCCGUCGUGCGAGGGCGCCAAAUGCAAUACUGAUAUGAAGUCUUUCAAGGGCUAUAUGCACCGAUGGAUGGGUAACACGAUGCAGCUCGUGCCCCACACGCGGGAAAAGAUCUAUCCCGUGCUCAAGACGUCGGUUGCGAAUGCUGUCAAGCAGUGCUCGGGCGGCCCCAACGGCCGCUUCUGCGGUUUCCACUGGACGACGGGUGUUUUCGACGGCGAGAUCGGCGCCGGCCAACAAAUGAACGUCUUAGGCGCUCUACUCAGCCUCCUCGCCCCCGAUUCCGCGCCCCCUCUAACAAACGCUACUGGUGGUACCUCCAGGGGUGAUGUCAACGCCGGUUCCGACGAACCCGUCUUGCCUACCUUCGCCACCGUUACCGUCGCCGAUAGGGCAGGCGCCGGCAUCCUCACCGCUCUCCUGAUCGCCGGCUCGCUCUCGGCUUUCGCUUGGAUGAGCAUCGACUAAGCGACCGAAUCGGGCUCACAAGUAGUACGGGACGUAUUCUUAGAGCGAGGACGCGAUACGUGUUUGCGACAUAGAAGAUUUCACUAUUUUCCCCCAACCAGGCAAGGAAUGCCUAGGCGUACUCCAACAGCUAUAAAUGGACAACCGGGUCUGCGUGUGUAUAUAUAUAUCACUUCUGCGAGGGUUUUUGUCUUUUUUUCGAUCUUGGGUAAAACGGUAGGAAGGCGGGAGAGGGGUAA